AUGGUUGCGUAUCUCAACAACAAGGAAAAAAGCCCCCUUGGAGACGAUGUACUUGAAGUUUUGCAAAUUGCCUCAACCUUGUGGCCCAUCUCCUUCGCCGCUGUUGCCGGGCCGUGUCUCAAGACUCUUGCCCUCCACCGCGCCGAACAGGGCUCGUCUAUAGCAUCUCUCGAAUUUCUCUUGACCAGCCAGACUACCGUGGCUGCUUUCAAGAAUAUCUUUACGGUACGGCACAUUACUGCAUGGUCCAUAGGCAUUGCAUUCGUGUGGUGUCUCAGUCCUCUUGGAGGCCAAGCCGCCGUCAGGUCCUUGCACCUACAACCGAUCUCGACAGUCACAGAAGUUCCUGCCCUAUACUACUUGGGAAGCAACAUAUCGGAUUUGAAUUUCUUCUACAAUGGGAGUGUCGAUGCUGCGGUGUUUAGCGGAGGCUCGACUCAGAGUUCCCUCAUCUCCAAGUUUCGAAGCGCCAUCGUCACAUCGUUCUACAUGCCUGAUACACUCAUCUCUCACGCCAAUGGCUCAACUGAUGGGUUUGACUCUGCUAUCGCCGCACUUGGAGGAAAGGAUGGUUCUAGAAAGCUCUUGUAUAAUAACGCUUCAUACUCAGAGCUCCCGUUAGAGAGGUACAAGGGCAGCGGCAGGGGAGUAAACCCCAACAUAAUACUGGAUAUUGUCAACAAUACAGGGACCCACGAACAUUUAGCCACGGUUCGAUAUGCCAAUGUGGACUUUGAACCGGCGUCUAAACUUGAGCUGGUCGUUGUGGGACGAUGCGACGGCGACGAGCUCGGGACCGUUGAUUGGACACUUCAAAUAUGCGACAUUAGCACUUCCUAUGUGGACAUUCAAGUCGCAUGCACUCGGCUCAGCCCUUCGGAUGAUUUAAUCUGCGAGGCUGCACAAAUUCGCAAUACUCCUGGGUUUCCCAUUGCAGGAAACCUGACCGCCCUUUCGUGUUGGCGCGUAUCGACUGGAAUCGUUUCGGAGUUGCCUUUUAUAACAGCAAACGAGCAUCUACUUGAAGCCAGUGGAUUGGAAACCUAUCUUCACGACCCUACCUAUGUCUUCAGCCGGACUCCAGAAACGUUCAGUCACACACCGGGUUGUUUUUCGAAUGUGUCCCUGGAAGUGUUUGGAUCAAGGAUGGCUACUAUACUAAACACGGCUAUCAUGGCCACGUACAAUUUCAGUGUCUUGACAGGAGGCGAUGGCAUCAGCUUGAAAGACCGUGGCGGGAUGUGGCAUAACACCACGGCAACUUGGACAGAGUUUGUCAAGAGCAGAUAUGUCAUGCACAAGGUAUGGUUCUCUGUCUCACUUGCGUCAACCUUGGUGCUGUUUUGUCUCUCGCUCGUCAACGUGGUCGUCCGCUACAUCAUCAAGGCACCUGACUUCUUGGAAGGUGUGGCUGGCCUCACCAGAGACUCCCAAUACAUCAGAGUUUCUCAAGAGGGUAGCGGGAUGAGUGGUUCUGAUAGGUUGCAGAUUAUUAAGGGCACAAAGUUUAGGAUUUGUGAUGUCAAUCCGGACGCGGAUGUUGGGAGGAUUGCUUUGACUACAAAUGUCGAUAGCCCGAAGUUGGACUGGAGGCGAACCUAUAGCUAG
Messenger RNA from Fusarium vanettenii 77-13-4, 1608 nucleotides. RefSeq lists its product as uncharacterized. The record is from RefSeq and is a predicted model, not a curated record. Bases 1 to 1608 code for a protein of 535 amino acids. The transcript has 2 exons. Lineage: Eukaryota; Fungi; Ascomycota; Sordariomycetes; Hypocreales; Nectriaceae.